UUUUAGCACACGCAACCGAAUCCCACCUCCUCUCCGGCCGCCGCCAGUCGCUUGCCAUGGCUUCCUCAAACUCCACUAAACCCCACCAAUCCGAUUCCUCCCAGCAGCCGCAGAUCCCUGAAUCAAGAACCCUAAUCCAUGAAACCCUCGAUCCACCAGCAGAUACAAAGACUGCCGGAAUUCAAGAAAAUCCGAAAGCAGAGGAGACCCAUUUGGAAGAACCGAAGAACAAAGAUGGAGAUGCGGAGGAGGAAGAAGAAGAGGAGGGUGAAUGUGGGUUUUGCUUGUUUAUGAAAGGGGGUGGAUGUAAAGAGACAUUUGUGGAGUGGGAGACGUGUAUCGAGGAAGCAGAGAAGAAGGAAGAGGAUGUAGUGCAGAAGUGUUUCCAGGUGACUACAGCUCUUAAGAAGUGUAUGGAGGCGCAUUCCGAUUAUUAUGCUCCCAUUCUGCAGGCGGAGAAGUCUCUCGAGGAGGAGGCGGUGAAGCAGUUGGAGAAGGAGAAGGAGAAGGAGAAGGAGAAGGAGAAGGAAAAAUUGAGUGGGGAAGAAGAGUCGGAGAAGAAGGAAAAGGAGGAAGUUUUUUAGGUAACAAUGAUACAAAGAAGCAAUCUUGAUUUGGUGGGACUAAUCUUCUUUUUGGUUGCUGAUUGUCAGGAUUCGGAGAAGAAUUUUUUUUGUUUUGAAUAAUUAGAUAGGAUAUUGAGCUGACCCCUGCAAUCAUCAAUUAAUUACAUUGGGCAUAGAAAGAAGAAUUUAUCAUUGUAUACUGCAUAUCACUGUGUUAACUCGUUGGAUCGAUUUAUUUUGAGGAUAUUGGCAGUCUGUUUAUAUAGUUUGUUA
Molecule: messenger RNA, 839 nt
Organism: Salvia splendens (bonfire salvia)
Lineage: Eukaryota; Viridiplantae; Streptophyta; Magnoliopsida; Lamiales; Lamiaceae
Product: cilia- and flagella-associated protein 251
Exons: 1
Coding region: 57-584 (175 amino acids)
Source: RefSeq, a predicted model, not a curated record